UUUUAUUAGCUCUUUACUACUUAUUAUUAUAAAUUUAUAAUCUCUCUUGAUCAAUUCCAUGGCUUCCUCAAGUGGAACAUCAUCCGGUUCACUCACCACAAACUCGGGCUCCGAGGGCGAUUUACAGGCAUUAAUGAACGAAAGGAAAAGGAAGAGGAUGAUAUCGAACAGGGAAUCGGCACGGCGGUCGAGGAUGAGGAAACAAAAGCAUCUCGAUGAUCUCCAGGCUCAAGUAACUCAGCUCCAAAACGACAACCACCAGAUCCUGAAUCAGUUGAACAUCACCACCCAACAUUACUUGAACGUCGAGACCGAGAACUCGGUGCUCCGAGCUCAGGCCAAUGAGCUUAGCCACCGAUUACAGUCCCUGAACGAGAUCAUCGGGUUCAUCAACGGCGGUACUAGUAACUCCGAUGCCGAUGGGUUUGGUUUCACAGAGACGACUGAUUGCUUCUUUAACCCUUUGAAUUACUUGAAUCAGCCGAUCAUGGCAUCGGCAUAUAACGUGUUUGAGUAAAAUCUGCAUGAGAGGCCGAUUUGAAAGAGAGAAGAUAGGGAUUUUGCUGUUUUGUUAUUUUAGUAGAUUAUUAUUAUCAGUAGGGAGUGGUGAGAAAUAAGGUUAUGUGUCGGCACACAGACUGGUUGUUGUUGUUGGCUCUUUUAGUUUGUAAAGUGGGGUUUAAUGGUAUCAACUUAUGCAAUGCCUAACAAAACCCUUAUUUAAUGUA
Molecule: messenger RNA, 728 nt
Organism: Hibiscus syriacus
Lineage: Eukaryota; Viridiplantae; Streptophyta; Magnoliopsida; Malvales; Malvaceae
Product: bZIP transcription factor 11-like
Exons: 1
Coding region: 59-517 (152 amino acids)
Biological process (GO): positive regulation of DNA-templated transcription
Cellular component (GO): nucleus
Molecular function (GO): transcription cis-regulatory region binding; DNA-binding transcription factor activity
Source: RefSeq, a predicted model, not a curated record